Molecule: messenger RNA, 2437 nt
Organism: Ornithodoros turicata
Lineage: Eukaryota; Metazoa; Arthropoda; Arachnida; Ixodida; Argasidae
Product: pituitary tumor-transforming gene 1 protein-interacting protein-like
Exons: 4
Coding region: 124-702 (192 amino acids)
Biological process (GO): protein import into nucleus
Cellular component (GO): nucleus; cytoplasm
Source: RefSeq, a predicted model, not a curated record
GUGACGCAGAAGCAGACGUAACGAGGAAGUUGGAGAGGAGUACGUUGGUGGGAGGUUGUUGUUGCACAUUUCUGCGUCAUACGCAUCACCGUUUACAGACGUUCUCAUUAUACAUAAUUUAAAAUGAAGACAUUGACGCUUGUGUGCUUUACGUGCCUAGUUUUUCUGAGCCCUUCCUCGUCUGAGCCCGCGUCAACGACUCCGUCCUCGGCGAACGCGUCGACCACAACAACAGUGCCUUCUACGACGACGACCCAGUCACCUAAAUUGGUUUGUGCACAGAAAUCGAACACAUCAUGCUCAGACUGCUUGGCAGCUGGUACAGGGUGCUACUUUUGCUCAGAGACAAGGAGAUGCGGCUACUACCCGUACCGCAAGAUAAUUCCCAGCCACGAUGAGUGUGCAUCGUUCUCUGAGGUCUACUGGGGAGUUUGCUUCAUCUCCCUGCAGGCGACAGUAAUAACGAUAUCGGUCGUGGUGGCCCUCUUGCUGAUCUCAAUCACGGUCUGCUGCUGCGUCUGCUGCCGCAAACGCAACAAGCGCAAGUGGAUGCGGGAGAUGGCGCACCUGGAGGACGAACGUAAAGAACGACAGCAGAGGUCCGAAGGACGACGUGCGGAGCGCAGGAUGAAAACGGACGAAAUACGGAAGAAAUAUGGUCUCGUGAAAGACGACACGCCCUAUACGAGGUUUGAUCACUGAUGGAUGUGAAUGUGGCUAUUGCACGUUGUGACUGGCCCUUGCUUGCACUACGCAGCACCCCGUUUUUGUGGAGAGUUUGAAUGGCUUUCAGUGUUGGCCCUGCGGGCACUGCUUUCAGCACCGUUUCCUCCCCCGUGACUUUUUUUUUAACCUCUGGCUGAGGAUAUUUUGUUGGGAAUGCAGGCUAUCUGCAGUGUCGUUGCACUACUUAGGCAAAGUAGGUUAGAAGUUUGGCAAAAUGGACUGGUGCACUUGUUGUUGCUGUGCUUACUACGUGUAUUUUUGUUUAAUGGGAAAUGUGCCCAGCAUCUCUGCCACUGAGCUUCAUAACCAAGGUUCAAGAUAAGUAGGAUCAAAGAAGCGCCGCUGUUAUAUCGGUACGUUUGUUGUGGAACGGUCACGGUUGACAAUUUUAUUGUUUCUAUGCACUAUGGUUACCGAGAAUUUAUUAUUAGUUUAUUUAGAGCAACGUGUAUCACUUGCUGUGUGUCACUGCACUGUGUUGUACAAGCUUAUGCGUGCAUGAUUAUUAUUUUGUAGAAGAUACUUAUUCCUACACACAUAAGUGUAGUUAGUGUAUAUGUGCCUGUGCAGCUUUUAUCUCAUUGCAAUUUCCCGCAGUGCACAAAGUUCUGCAUCAGUCCAUAUUCCAGAUCUCACAUAUAACAAUUGCAUGGCAUGUAUCCAUUGACACACACUUACAUCGCUUUAGAGUUACAUGCAUCAUGGCCAAAAAAAUGUAGGCAAUGGAACAGGCGGGAAUUUAGAAAAUACAUGUUAACCAGGGUUUGCAAGAGGAAUUUCCCAGUGCUGGCAUUAAAAUAUAGCCAAGCAAAACAUGAAAGUUUCUCUGUGUAUCUCGUAUUUACCUGUGCUGUAGUAAAAUCGUGGAUGAUAUCUUUAUUAGUCAGAUGACUCAGAAGGUCAGGUUUUCAAUGAAAUGUGGGGCAAGAUAUAAAAAUAUAGGUUCAGCCACUUGUCCGAAGUUUCAGGCCCUGUGUAUAAGACCGCAGCAACAUAGUACAAAAAUGGAUUAACGCUAAUCUGUCUUUAUCUUCCAGGAUAUAAUGCCCUGCAGAGGGUUUGAACAUUCAUACAGUUCCUUCGAUGCAACUGCUCUUGGUAAUCCUUCUGCUCCCAUGCAGUGGUUGAGAUUUUGAAUCAUAAAGCCUUUGAUAGUGUCAAACCUUCCUUCCUGGUGCUGUUGCACAGCUGAAGUCUUCAAGAUACGUUUCCUAAGAGUAUUUUUGUGCUGCCACAAUCAAUGUUAAGUUAGCGUACAAAAGGACAUGGUGCAUUGGUUGGUACGGGGUGCAAAAAAACUUGUUUGAAUGUAUGGUUGUUGUACAGAGAAUAGUGCUAUGUAUAUUGCUUCCACUGUUUAUUGGUUACUUCAGAGGGUUUCCUUGCUGUAGGAAAAGCAGAUUGAACAUUUAGAAAUCAAGAUAAGGAAUCUGAUCCCCAGUGAUAUGUGUCGAUAGGCAAAGGGGCUACAGAACAACUGUGUCUUUUACAUCUCAAUGUCAUAUAGUCACAUGAUGAAGAAUGUAUUGAUAUCGGUGCCCUUUGUAAAGUUUUACAUACUGAACAUUUUACAAUGUGAGUGGUAAAACAUUUAACAUAGUGUUUGAUAUUGUGCUCAUUUUUGCUACAGAGUGGAAUGGUUUUUGUGGUACAGUGUAAUUAUUUUAGUAUAAAAAUGCAUGAAAAUAAAAUGCAUCGAAGUUUAAUUCUA